UAUAGUCUGUGUUCAGGUGUUCAGUUCUUGCUAUUUCAAAUUUCAAAAGUAUUCAAAACAAACAACUUAGUCUCAGCUUAUAAGAGUUUUUGUUAUCAAAACGAGAAAGCUCCAAGUGGUUUUAAGUUGCUGGUGUACUUAAGUAAAGAUCCUACCUUACAGAAUGGCAUCCUACAUGUUCUUUGUUUAAGUUUGGUUUCCAAUCUAUCGAAAUGUCUCGCAACGCAAUGCCUUCACUGAAUCCAAUAAUGCUAGAAAAGCUUGUAAGAUUUUUGAAGAAAACCGUGGUUGACUAUGGUCGUCAGGCAUGGUCCGAAAUAACUACAGCCCUGAACAGUGAUGCUAGUGGGUAUACAUCGGAACAAUGGUGUAAGUACUGGACGGACAAAAAAGGAGCAAUUAAGAGAAAGUCUGGCUUAAUUGCAGCCACGAGCCAGCGUCCUGGUGGUGGCAUAGACAAUUUGCCUGAACUCAGCAACCUGGCAGUGGACGGUGAAAAUAUUGCCCCUCCAGUAGAGCAGCCGGCUGAUCGAAGUGAGGUUCUUGAUAGCGAGUCAGGCCAUGAAAUGAAAUGGUCUAAUUUUGUUGCUGUUGAUCCGAGACAAUCUGAACCAGCAAAGUAUGCUCAAAGUCCAGAAGCUGUACAAUAGGCUCUGACUCACCGUGUCCAGUUGUCUCCGCGUCAGUCUGCAACGUGCCGGCGACUGCUGAGAAGGUCACCUCCGUCACAACGCCGCUCUGAAAUGGUUAGCCUCACAAAGCGAUUCCUAGCCAUUGAAGAACGUAGAGCAAAUGCAGAGCUCCAGUUUACACAAGCAAUAAGUCGGCAAGUAGACGGCCAACAGGCUCGGAUCUAGAUACAGUUGGUAGUGCCAUAAUAGAUUAUAUAAAUUGAUAAAAUAUAUGUUUAAUUGUUAUUUUUAUUUCAGGGUUACAUACACUAUUUAUGUAAAUAAAAUCUUAAUAAAUGUUUAA
Helicoverpa zea (corn earworm) is the source of this 975-nucleotide messenger RNA. RefSeq lists its product as uncharacterized. The coding region runs from base 213 to 650 and encodes 145 amino acids. The record is from RefSeq and is a predicted model, not a curated record. NCBI's taxonomy places the organism in Eukaryota, Metazoa, Arthropoda, Insecta, Lepidoptera, Noctuidae. The transcript has 6 exons.